UUCAGCAUUCAAGAAAAAAUUGACUUUGAAAUGCGAAUGCGAGAAGGAAUUUGUAAACUGCUUGCUGUGACCACGCAGAAAGACCAGACGUUGCAUGCGGUUAAAAACUUGAUGGUUUGCAAUGCUCGCAUCCUGGCCUACAAGACUGAGCUACAGAGGUGUUCAGAUUUUGCUGCUAAAGACCGUGACGCUUGUAAGGGCAAGGUUGCCAUAACAGACCUUCGAAUACCAUUGAUGUGGAAAGGCUCUGAUCACUUCAGCAAUAAAGAUAGAAGCCAGCGUUACUCAGUUUUUUGUUUAUUCAAAAUAGGAGCUCAAAUCUUUGAUACGGAUUUGCUUAUUGUGGAUAAAGCAAUAACAGACAUCUGUUUUGAAAAUGUAACUGUGUUUGAGGAAGUUGAGCCAGACUUCCAGCUGACAGUUGAAAUCUAUAGCUGCUGUUGUACUGAAGAUUCAUCAGUCAUACCAAACACUCCCAAGAAGUUAGUUAAGAAACUGAAAACCUCUAUUGGCAAAGCUACUGGGAAGAAACUCAGCUCUGCAUCAGAUGAUGGCAACCCCGAAUUGUUAUUACUCAGUGACACAAUUGUACUUGGUUCAAAAUACAGCUUACUGGCACAUGCAACUUUGGGACUGGAAAGCAUUGAGGACAAUUUCAAGACUCACAACCUUACUAUUGAAGGAAAUGAGGAAUCAUCUUUUUGGCUUCCCUUGUAUGGCAGUAUGUGUUGUCGUCUAGUUGCUCAACCGUCCUGCAUGACUAAGGAUAUGAUGGCGGGUUUUCUUAAUCAACAGCAAAUCAUAGGAAAGUUGACUUCUUGGAGGAGGCUGUACUGUGUGUUGAAAGGUGGGAAGCUCUUUUGUUACUAUACACCGGAGGAAAUAGACGCUAAAGUGGAGCCCACUUUGACCGUUCCUGUCAACAAGGAAACCAGAAUUCGUUCUGUGGAUAAAGAUUGCCAGAAAAAAGCCAAAAACUUUUGUAUUAUCAACCCCGAGGCCGGGGAAGCUGUGACUCACAUUUUUGCAGUUGAAGACCGGGAAGACCUUUCUAAGUGGACAGAAGCUUUUUGGCAGCACUUCUAUGAUUUCAGUCAGUGGAAACAGUGUUGUGAAGAAUUCAUGAAAAUUGAGAUUAUGUCACCACUGAAACCACCAUUGUUCUUAACAAAAGAGGCAACUUCAGUUUAUCAAGAUAUGUGUAUUGACUCCCCAGUAAAACAUGAAGGAUUAAUUGACAUAGUGCAACAAAAAAAAGAGGAAACAAAUGGCAAGUUCCAGGUUGGCCAAUAUGAAGAAUGUUUGUCCCCUCCAUGGUCUGCUAUGUUUGAUGGUUCUCACCAGAUGGUUGUGCAGAAGAACACACUUCCAGGCGCUAGCAAAGAAACUGUCAACCCUAGUGGAAGCAAAGGCACCAAAAGACGAGCGCCUCUCCCACCAUCUGAUAAGCCACCAUAUGCCUCAGCAGCACAAAUACCACCCGCUCAAUUGAACAAGGAGAACAUUGAGAAUAAUUCUCCUCUUGCACAUAGGAUCUGUUCAUUUGAUUCUGGGCAGAUUUCCUUGCCUCCUUUGCAGAGACCUGUUGUGGCUCCUCGCAUAUCAGUUUCUUGCUGGAAAGGUACCUCUGCUGACGAAGAAACUCCUGUCUCUUCUACAAAGCCAGUUCCUGCUCCGAGGCAGAAAUCGGUCAAAGAGGUUAGAUCUCGGUUGCAGUUGCAGGGAUAAUGCUGACGUUUGCUUUCACUUCAAGAGAGAGGGAUGUUUCGUACGUCACAUUUACAGCGUCAUUGCUGAUCACCAACUUUCAGCAGAAUGGGUGGAAACACUUUUUGUAAUGUAGUUAAGGUUCAAGGAUGUUGAGACUAGAACGAAAAGAUUUAUUUAUUUAUUUUAAGAAGACAAUUCUUUUUCUCCCCUCUCAAAAGUUCUGUUCUGCUUGUCAGAGCUGAAGUGUAAACCAGAUUUAUCAACAAACAUACAAAUCAGUGGUUUCUCUACCCCUCCCCCCUUUAAAUGAUGGAAAACCUUUAGAUGGGCAUGACUGUUCUUCUCUCCAAAACAUCAUCUUAUCUUUGAUGACAUAAUUAUAAUUAAGCCAAUGGAUCUCUCUCAAACUAUUUAAAAUAUGUCAUCUCAAGCUUGUGAAAUGCUGUUGAGCUGGCAUGCACUUUGCUGUGAAUGAAGUUUUUCUUCUUCUUGUAAGAAUUAACUAAGGCUACUGUCUGUAUCUACCUGUAAAAGUAUGCAUGCCUGUUCCCUAAACUCCCUCAGUAAUCAGGUUAUCUGGAUUUUUAAAAUUUGGUUCUGCACGAGGAAUCUUCAAAAACUCAGUGCAAUAAAUAAUUCUGUUUGGAUAUAUACCUCACCCUCUGUCCUUUAACCCAGCUCUUCAGUUCCCACCCACCCUGUCUUUCUCCUCCCCCUCCCCCGCAAGCUGGAGUUGGUAAGACACAUCUAAUGAACUCUGCAAUGUCCAAUGUGGUUUGAGAUCCUCUGGAGUGGUUUGCAUCAGAUACUUAAUCUUAUUUUCCCAUUCUGAAGUAAUGACCUUCCCUACGGUUUCUUACAUUCCCAUCUCCACCUCCCAGUGCUUUCCAUCGCAGUUCUAGUCUAGUGAGAGUUCCCAGCUUCUCUGGGGAUUCUCUGGCUAAUCAAGCAUAUGCUUUGUCUUGACUUCAAUUUUAAAAAAAAACUUUCAGAAUUUACCACACUGAAUAAACAUUUCUUAGAGCAGCUGACUUUAUUAGAUAUUUCCUAUUUAUUUUCCUGGCUUUGUACAACAGGAAUGUUGAGGGGAAUAUGUAUAUGUAAGUGGUGGGCAACACCUGGGUAUUUACUAAGGGCACUUGAUGCCAUUCUUUCCCCUCUAUUAUUAAAUGCCACCAUCAGAAUUUAACUGUAUAUCAUGGGGCGGGGAGGGGGAUGUUUUAAAGAUUUUAUUUGGUUAGAUGUCUCUUUAGAGGAACACUGCCUAAUCAGCUUUAGAAAGCCACACACAUGAAUUUGUGCAGGGAAAUUGUUUCUGGGUUGCAAAGAUGAGCAAUAAAAUACAGGAAAUGAGCAGACUUUCAGAUAAAACUGAAACUUCUUUAACAACCAACAUGAAUUGAUUGGAACCAGGAGUGUACAAUAUAACGUAGAAGCUUUUUUUUUUUAAAGGCAUUCUUCUCAAAUGACAUCCCUGCUUGUUCUUCUUCAUGUGUUUGAAUUUUAACAAGGAAAUGGCUGGUUACAGCCUUUUGCUUAGUAAGAACAUACUGUAAGAGGACAAGUUACUAGAUACAUGAACAUGAUAUUUUAAUGGUGUGUUUGCUAUGGUUUUAACCUGUGUUUUGGUUUCUCAUGAAGUUCUGUGUAUAAGAUGCUGGGUACUUAAUGUCGUUUUGAAGAUCUGUAUUCUCGUAUUCACUGUGUUCAUAAAAUAUUCUUAGAGCAGCAGAAAUAAAGAUAAUGUAGCAGAGGGUUAGUAUGACAUUAAUGCUCUCUAAUCCUUUAAUGAGUAUAGUAGAAUCCUUUUAAUUGGCAUAUUUCUGUUAGCAGGAGGGAGUGCCAAUUAAGCAAUCUUCUCAAUUUUAAGACUCUCAGGAAUAUGCUGAGUUUAUUGAUAUUUGCUUUUAUUCCAUGCCUUGAACUCCAGAUUAGCAAUGCACAAAGUGCUCCAAAUCCUGUGUCUUUAUUUCAUUAGAAAUCUGCAAUAGCACAGAGAAGCACCAUGAAAUAUAUCCAUAGAGGAAGCCCUGCUUUAACUGAUGUAGUUCUAAAGCACUUUGCAACUGUGACUGAACUUGCAAGGCACCACUUAGCGAUAGAGUUCAUCUACUGAAGUUAAUUAUAUUUUUAACUGCACAUUCACAAGGCUGUAUCCUCCUUCUCAGAAGCCUAUUUCUGUGUACUUUGCAUGUAGGAAUAGCAUGAAAUCCUUGAGACAAAAAGGAGAUCAACUUUCUUUGGUUUGACAUGGCUUCCAACGUCCGGAAAGGCAACAGAGUCUUUCCUUUUCUAGGAUAAAGCCUGUGUCAGGGGCUCUUAUGGCUGUGGCUCUAAGCCCUGCAGAUGUUAUGUAGAAAGGCCAAAAUAACUCCCUGCUUCUCCUAGUCUGGAGAUUGAAUUGCCUCUGCUUCUUAAAGAGAGAGGGGUUUGGCACCCUUUUCAGCAGGAGAACUGGGGAGUGUAGAAGGUGGAGGGCUGGGGUUUAAGUAGUGGUUAGCUCGGCUGCUAUAAAUCUUAGAUACUACUUGGUGUUAUCAAGGGACAGCUUGUCGAGGGGCUCCUUCUGCCCUGUCUAGGAACUUGUAACUAAUGAAGUCAAGAGUUGUUUGUAGCUAAAAUUAGGAAUUAAUACUUUGGGUACUCUUUUGAUUAACCUGGCAUGUGAUAAAUGGAGUUUAUGUUCAUUACUGCUUUGUAUGUUUAUGUGUUAGCCUAAUAUGUUUACAUUUUUUUUAAAGUUUGUUGGAGAUUGCUAGCUGUUAGUAAGGCUAGGUAAGCAGCUUGCUAUAUAUACUUGAAAGGACUGUAAGUAAGUUUAUUUUUAAAUGUUUUGCUGCUAAAGUUUGUACCUUUUGCCAUUCUGAGCUAUAUUGUCUGUAGAAGAAAAUACGUUUAUAACAGUUAAAUAUUGUGUCAUUUGGGUACUAAUAAAUGUUCCUUUUUCUUACCAGAA
This is a messenger RNA of Heteronotia binoei (common prickly gecko), 4666 nucleotides long. It is a transcript of the gene RTKN2, whose product is annotated as rhotekin 2. The transcript has 11 exons. Bases 31 to 1728 code for a protein of 565 amino acids. Gene Ontology annotation, biological process: hemopoiesis; positive regulation of cell population proliferation. The record is from RefSeq and is a predicted model, not a curated record. NCBI's taxonomy places the organism in Eukaryota, Metazoa, Chordata, Lepidosauria, Squamata, Gekkonidae.